AUGACUUGCCUCAUAGAUCCUCUUUGGUCCACAGACAAUUGUCUUAGAAGAGAGGGAAGAGCUCUCAAAUAUUGUGUCAAUUGAGGAACUCCAGGGAACAAUGGCAUACGGAUCUGAGCUAGAAAAUUUGGAUGAAGAUGGAUAUACGCAGUUACAGUUCAGCUCCAGAGGCAUCACCAAGAUACCUGUGUCCUCAGAGAAAGGACCUUGUGCUGCAUCUCUUCCUUGGCGUUCCAUUGCUGUGACUUUGGGAAUCCUAUGCUUGGUAAUACUGGUGAUAGCUAUAGUCCUGGGUACUAUGGGUAUUUGGAGAUCCAAUUCAGGAAGCAACUCAUUGAAGAAUGACAAUUUUCCAUCAAGAAAACCCACACAAUCAUCUUUAGAAGAGAGUGUGGAUUCUCCCAAGGCUCUCACAACCACAGGAGUUCUUUCCAGCUCUUGUCCCCCUAACUGGAUUGCACACGAGAAUAGCUGUUACCUAUUUGGCACAUCAUUGAAUUCCUGGAAUGGAAGUAAAAGACAGUGCUCUCAACUGGACUCUUAUCUCCUGAAGAUAGAUAGUUCAAAAGAACUGGAAUUUAUAGUAAAGCAAGUGUCUUCCCAACCUGUUAAGUCAUUUUGGAUAGGGCUCUCUCGCCCUCAGGCUGAAGGACCAUGGCUCUGGGAGGAUGGUUCAAAGUUCUCUCCUAACUUGUUUGAAAUCAGAAGCACAGUUACACAGGAAAACUCAUCCCACAAUUGUGUGUGGAUUCAUGUGCCAAUAAUUUAUGACCAGCUUUGUAGUGUGCCCUCAUAUGGUAUUUGUGAGAAGAAGUUGUCGAUAUAAUGAUGUGGGUGUUGACAUGGAGGAGCAGAGUGAAAUAUAUAAGACUAGAGACCCAGUGCAUGAAAUUAUGCAUGGUUAGGGUCCCUAGGCCUAGCCUGCAAAUACCCUAGCCAUCUUUCACUCACUUGCCAGUCCCCAGUCCCGCCCCUCUGCCACCCUCCCCGGUUCCCCGUGGUUCCUUGUUGACCAUCCAGCAAUUGGAGCCUGUGGAUUGGGGAAAGGGACUGAGAAGUGGUCAAUGCACCUCAUAGCAACUGGUCGAUCGGUCAUUCCAGUCAUUACACUGUUAUGGUUGCUGGUCUUUUAUUAUAUAGGAUAGUAAGGAGGGGAGAAAACAAAACACAAAUGAGAGGUAUUUGAGCUCAAAAUAAAUGCUGGAAAUAUCAAAAGAGCUCAGCCAACUUUAAUCUUAGCUGAGAGACAGGAAGGAGACUGUGAUUUCUAUAUGUUAACUCAAUUGGUAAUCCAGUAUUAUGUUCUAAUGGAGCUAGUAUAGCAUAACUUGAAUUUUUAUUCUAUAAUUGACCUGGCAUUUACUUGGGAUUAAUCAGAAUUCCUUGGUGUUUCAGGAGAUCUUAACUUCUGGCUAUAACAAAGUAAUUCUUACCUUAAAAAGUGCCAUGGGGUGUUCCUGCGAUUUGUUCCUCCACAUUUAGCAGUGCAUUAUCAGAAACAUGUCGAAGGCACAAUAUAAUUCUGAAUAGCUAAAUAAAAAAAUAAAAAAAUAGCUUCACUAUAAUCAGAGCUAUUUUUUUUUUAUUUUGUUCAUCAAUAUGAUGAUAAUUGUGACCAAACACUUCCAUAAAAAGCAGGAAUUCUAUCUUUUUUCCCCUUUUCAAUUAAAUAGCCCAGAAAAUAUGUCUGCCACAUCUCUAAUUACUAAGAUCUCCUGUAAUGUGUAAUUGUAGGGGAACUGCUCUUAAAAGAAAGCUUUCUCCAUUUUUGGUUAUUUAGUCACAUUUUUAAAAUUUUAAUACUUUUAUUUUUCAAUUACAGUUGACAAUCAAUAUUAUUUUAUAUUAGUUUCAGGUGUACACCAUGGUGGUUAAAUAUUUAUAUGCUUUACCAAAUGAUACCACUGGUAAUCCUAUACCCACCUGGAGCCAUACAUAGUUAUUACAAUAUUAUUGACUCUAUUUCCUAUUCUGUACUCUACAUCUCCAGGAUUAUUUUGUAAUUAUCAAUUUGUACUUACUAAUCUUUCACCUUUUUCACCCAGCCCUCCACUCCCCUUCUCAGUCUGUUCUCUGUAUGUAUGAGCCUGUUUCUGUUUUGUUUGUUUAU
Messenger RNA from Myotis myotis, 2110 nucleotides. It is a transcript of the gene CLEC7A, whose product is annotated as C-type lectin domain containing 7A. The record is from RefSeq and is a predicted model, not a curated record. Bases 101 to 826 code for a protein of 241 amino acids. Gene Ontology annotation, molecular function: (1->3)-beta-D-glucan binding; pattern recognition receptor activity. The transcript has 6 exons. Gene Ontology annotation, cellular component: cell surface. Lineage: Eukaryota; Metazoa; Chordata; Mammalia; Chiroptera; Vespertilionidae. Gene Ontology annotation, biological process: positive regulation of phagocytosis; detection of fungus; positive regulation of cell population proliferation.